Messenger RNA from Stylonychia lemnae, 2244 nucleotides. Lineage: Eukaryota; Ciliophora; Spirotrichea; Sporadotrichida; Oxytrichidae. The record is from the annotation of a GenBank genome assembly.
AUGAACCAAUCGAAAUUCCCAGAAGACUAAGCAUGUGGACUAGCCUUCUCCUAAAUCCUAAACAAUGACUAAAACUUAUUAUUGCAAAUGUUUGUCUCUUCAGGCAAAUCAGUGCAUGACUUGGGAAAUUAUUAGUAAUGUGUGAGAUAACCCAAACUCAAAUACACUUUAAUCACGCUAAAGAGUCAGUCUUAGUUCAGAUACCAAAUUUAAAUGGGUCUCUGUAUACCUUAGGAAUGCUAAAAAUCAUCGCUGAAUGUUAUGAAUAAGUUAUAUAGACAAGGAAUGAUCAUAACAAAGACAAUAUCAGAUCCACUUAAUCCAGAGUACACAUUUCCCUAGGAGGAAUAUGAUAGUAUUAAAGUGCAAAAUGGAGCUGGUUUCAUAAUAAUGAUCAUAGUUAUUCUGAUGUUCUUUAUGCUGUCCAUAUUUGGGUACAUAAUAGAAAAGAACAAACUGGGAGACAAAAAGAAUCAAAGCUCAAUGGUUGAAGCAAUUGAAGAAGAAUCCUAGUAAAACGGAGCAUCUAUUGAAGCCAGAAAAGAAAAAUGGGCUUUAGUAAUUUACUCUUUUUCAAUUACUAGAAAUUUCCACGAGAUCUUUUUUAAGCCUUACCGGUCAGUAAAGGACAAGAAGUUUGAAGUCUUCAAUGGAAUGAAGUUUCUCAACAUGAUUUGGAUCAUGCUAGGGCACUGCUUUCUAAUGGCCAGUCAGUUUGGUAAUACCAGCACCUACCUCAAGUAAUAGAUGCUUAAUUAGUUCUUUACCUAAAUAGUGGUUAGUUCUGAUUUUGCCAUAUCACUAUUCUACUUCUUGUCAGCUUUUAUUGGAAUGUAUGGUCUAAUCAAGAAAUAUCAAAGAGUUGAUAACACUGACAACAAUAAUAACCAUUCUGAAGAGAUAAAGGUAGAGAGUUAAACAACUUGCACUUAGAGGCUCACAAAAAGAGCUUUAUUGAAAUAAGUUCUAGCUAGAUGGCUGAGACUUGCUUUCCCAACUUAUAUUGUACUCGCAUUUACUAUGAGUUUGUUUAAUUGUCUGGGAUCAGGACCAACUUUCACUUAUCAAAACAAAUUUUUCCUUUAAGAUCCAUUGUAAAAAUACUGGUGGACUAUUGUCCUCUUCAUUGAGAAUCUUACUCCUUGGAACUCAUAGCCAGGCAUGUAUUGGGCCUAUUUUGUGGCCAAUGAACUCUAAUUUUAUGCUGUAAUCAUGAUGCCCUCUCUCUAUUUAUAUUAAAGAAGAGGCAUGAGAAAGACUGUAUUUGUAUAUCUGCUUUUGAUUAUCUUACUCUCAAGUGCAUAUAUUAUAGCAGUCUCAAUUUUCAAUAACUUGUCAACUUUACUGAUGGUUGAUGAUGAUGAUAUAUUCAAUCUGAUUUACAGAAGACCAUUCGGUCCUGCUGGCUACUAUGCAUUAGGUGUCCUCUUCUCAAUCUUUUACUUUGAGUAUAGUUAAGCAUUAUCAAAUAGAUAACUAAGAGGCAGAAAGGCCUACUUAUUUAUGACAUAUAUUGGAAGGACAAGACAAAGAUGCCUUUUAAUUUAGAUAUUAGGCUUGAUAAGCCUGCUCUUCUUGAUCUUUAUCAGAUACUCAUGUUUUGCUUUCAAUGAUGAUUAAUCGAAAGUUAACAUAGGCAGAUGGCCUUAUCUUCUAAAUGCAAUCUUCAAUGGUACAGCUCACUAUUUCUACAUAUUCUCAAUCAUGGCACUAUUCAUCCCAAUCUUUUUGGGGAAACUUUCAAUUAUCAGAGAUAUAUACGCCUCAGCCUUCUUUAGACCCCUUGCUAGAAUAAAUUUCUCCACUGCAAUGAUUCAAGGUAUAGCCCUAUUCUUAGUAUUCUUUAGCCAAGAAAAGCAUGCCUACUUUGAUCAUAAAAAUAUCCUAUUCAUCUAUUUUGCAUUGAUAUUAAAUGUCUAUCUUUGCGGUUUCUUGGUAGCUCUAUUCUUUGAGUAACCUUUUAGAACUCUUGGUAAGGUAGUUUUCUCUCCACCCAAAAGAAUAAUCAGACUUAAAAAUGAAUUGGCUAAGGAAUUAGCCACUGGAAUAGAUAGCGUGUUUGGAGAUGACUCAGAAAUCGAUGAAAAUGAGAUUAAGGAUAAUAUUGAUUAAGAUCUCUCCAAAAAUACGAUGGAUUAGAGUUUAAAGGAUUUAAGAGGGUUAAAUAGGUUAACUAAGAUUUAAGAGUCUAGUGAAGAGAUGAGUGAUAGAGAAUAGUUGAUUUUUAAAAAGAAAAAAGAAUGA